GAAGUCGGGAGUGGGCAGGGAUCCGUGAGGCUGUGCUGGUCAGCGGGGGUGAGGGAAAAUAGAGAAGCGUCACCUUCCUUGCUUCUCGGGGAAGUUAAGCUCUGAAAUUGUGAAGGGGAAAAAAAAAAAGAAAAAGAAAUCUUGGAAUCGUAGGAUAUGCUGAGUUGGAAGGGACCCAUCAGGACCAUGGAGUCCAAUUCCCGACCCCGCACAGGAUGCCCAAAGAAUCACACCCUGUGCCCAAGAGUGUUGUCCAAAUGCUCCCUGAGCUCUGUCAGCCUUGGGGCCGUGACCAUAUCCCUGAGGAGCCUUUCCAGUGCCCCACCACCCUCUGGGGGAAGAACCUUUUCCUGACAUCCAACCCAAACCUCCCCUAACUCUGCUUUAUGCCGUGUUCUUGAGGCCUGUCAGUGGCCACAAGAGUGAACAGAUGAAGAGAGGGUUGCCUGCUCCUCUGUCUCCACUCGCAAGGACGUUGCAGACCGCAGGGAGGGCUCCCUCGGUCUCCUCCAGGCUGAACAAACCAAGCGGCCUCAGCCACUCCUUGGGCAUUGCUGCUUACGAUCUUGAUUUAAAGUAUUUCAGCACUAAUGGAUGUCCUGUAAGGGUGAUUAGUCUCACAGAGAGAUUUCUAAUCCCAGUUUGUGGCCAUGUAUGCGUUUUUAUCUCCACUUUAGUAUGGCUUUUGGCAAUCCCCUGUAACCUCGCUGUGCAGGAAGCGAUGAGGAAUGGUUUAGAUACACACAGAGAUGGACUGAAAACUGGCCGAGCUGCCAGGCUCAGGGGCUUGCUCUCAUUGUGAGCAGUGGCAGAGCUGCACUGGUGUCCAGUGACAUGCCCCAAGCUGUGAUACUGCACCCAGUAUUCUUUAAUGCCUUCAUUAUUGGUAUUGCUUAAUGUCUUGCACCACCCUCCUGCAUGGAAUACUGAUAAUGAGCUUGCUGGGGUGGCUGUGGGAAAAGUGCCCCCACCACGGCCCACAGAGGUUCUUAGUGCAACACCAGUUAAAUAAGUAACUUUUACUGUGCAGCAUGGAGAGGAUGUAAAGAAAUACGCAUGAAAAUACGAAUGUCUGGUCAAAACCCUGCCUAGGAAUAAGUGGUGUGGCUCUCAAAGAGUAAGAAAUUGUUGUGUUCAAGUUGCAUCAUAUUCUGGGCAGUAUCAAGUCAGCAUUCCUAGGUGUUUAAUAAAUGUCAGGAGGCUGUGAUUCAAAAUAAUGGCUGUAAGCCAAUACAAGGCUGGAACUGGCAUGUAAAAUUUGUGUGUAGCUGUACAUGGACACCAGAAGUAGCUGCUGUAGUGCCAAUCUGAGACCUCUAAAGCUCUGCACCCAGUCACUGCCACAGAGAAGCUUUAAAAUUAGCAUGAAGACCAGCGCCGGAUGGUGUGCCCACCUCUGCUGUGCUGGACUGAAAAUGGCUACUGUUUUCUGCCAGAGUCUACAGUGUUGAUCCAAAAGAUAAAAAGUUGCCCUCUGGAAAAAAACAGAACCAUAAUGCACAGCCUGUGGGCUCCUUGUGACCUGCACAACACUGGAAUGCAGGAAUUGGAACACAAGCUCUGUCUUCCUGCUGGAUCUCAGCUCUUCUCCAGUCCUUCAAGGAAGAAGGCCACUUGCAUCAGGAAGGGGUGUGCUCGAUUAGUCUCUCUCUGGACUGAAGGCCCAGCCAUGGGCCAAGGCAGUGUUUACACAAAACACAGGAGGCAUGUUGGACCAGGAAAUACAAGGCAAGCAGCAUGCAGAGCUGGUAUUUUAGCCUUUCAGCAGGGAUGCCCUCUGUGGCUUGCUCUCUCUUCACUGCAGUACGUGAUCCCCCAUCGGCACUGUUGGCGUUGUGGGGGUCACAGGCUGUGGCCGGGAUCUCUGACUCAACAGGGCUGGAGGCUCCCUAGAGGCAGCACGAGUGUGAUGAAAACCUUUAGCGGUGCUGUUGUACGGCGAAACAGCAGCAGAACUCAGGCCAAGGCAUCGCUCUGUGCUCGGCUGCUGUCCUCGCUGGCUCCCGAGAGCGCCUUUCCCCAGGAGAGGGCAGUGGAGCCCGCACACGCUCCCGCUCCCCUCCCCACAGCCGCGGGAGCAGCCGUUCCCUCGGGUGUUCCCUGGCAAACUCAUGGAAGUAGGACCACGGAUUUUAUAUAUACGCUAGAAACCGUGUACAGGAACAUCUAGGAAAUUUUCUACGUGUUUAUUAACGAGAAUAAGUUUUGAGCAAACAAGUUCGUUGUUGGUUUUAUUUGACUGGAAGUUUUCUCUGUCACACAUAGUUGUUCACAGCCACACAAACUUAAACUAGUAGUUUAUUGAUUCCACAUGAGUUUAUUUAAUUCCUAUAGCCCGAAUUAGAAAAAGUUAUUGACAUUUAAAUAACCCUUCAGAAUGCUGCUACUGCUAUCCUAAGCCAAGGACUCACAAUAAAGUUAUUUACUUAUUUCAA
Passer domesticus (house sparrow) is the source of this 2435-nucleotide messenger RNA. RefSeq lists its product as uncharacterized. The record is from RefSeq and is a predicted model, not a curated record. NCBI's taxonomy places the organism in Eukaryota, Metazoa, Chordata, Aves, Passeriformes, Passeridae. The transcript has 5 exons. Bases 1382 to 2170 code for a protein of 262 amino acids.